Symbiodinium necroappetens is the source of this 795-nucleotide messenger RNA. The record is from the annotation of a GenBank genome assembly. Lineage: Eukaryota; Dinophyceae; Suessiales; Symbiodiniaceae.
AUGGCCUUGCCGAAGGCUUGGGAUGAGAUCAUGGAGGGAGCCUCGUCGAUGGUUCAAACAGUGGCUCAUUUCGAGAAGCAGGUGAAUGAAGCCCUAGCAAAAGGCGAGCAACGAAGCCUGACAAAGCAGCAAGUGGUGGAGGCAUUGGUGACGUACCACUCUCAACACGGAACGACAGAUGAUCCAUGCGCCUUGAGCGGCUUCAAGUUUUCCCCCGAUACUGUGAGUGUCGAGGGCAUCCAGGCGACAGGAAGGGCUGCCCUUGUGCUCAAGAUGGCUAACAAGGCAAAAGCAGAAGCAGAGACAGCACGCAUCAACAGUGUUAAGGCUGCUGCGCUGGGGCAGGAUCCAGGAGCUGAGGAGAAAGCUCUGUUGGAUCUUCGCCGAAAGCUUAAGUAUGUCAAGAGUCGCACGCACAUGCUUCUCGACCUUGACCCGGAUCAGGGCAAGUCUCGCAACGAAGUUCUCCAGUCUGUGCAUGCAGCAGAUGUCGUAAAGAACAUGAGCGGUGAUCAGAAAUCCGCAGCCUUUCGGGAGAUCGCGCGCUCCCGGAUAGCAGACCGACGAGCAAAAUGUUCAGAAGUUGCGGAUACGAUUCUGAGUGCGAGCAAGAGGCCCAUGAAACUGGAGGACAUUUGCGCAGCUGCGGCAGUAGCUGAGGCCUUCAAGAAGAGUGAAGAAAAAACGGCUGUCGACAAGACUGAGCUUGACAACGUGUCUCAGAGUUUGACAGAUCACCUGGCUACCAGGAAGCUGCAGAUGGAAGCCUGUCAGAACAUCCGGCAGAAAGCAGCA